Molecule: messenger RNA, 808 nt
Organism: Exophiala xenobiotica
Lineage: Eukaryota; Fungi; Ascomycota; Eurotiomycetes; Chaetothyriales; Herpotrichiellaceae
Product: plasma membrane proteolipid 3
Exons: 3
Coding region: 244-417 (57 amino acids)
Cellular component (GO): membrane
Source: RefSeq, a predicted model, not a curated record
CGACGCCUAUCCAUCCUGCGGGAGUCACCCGAAAGCCCCCAAGGCAGUUAAUCACCUAAUUAAUCCAUAAUCCCAGUCCCAGCCACGGGAACUCCCUCACUGCUAUUCUGUGCCUGCUCUUAUAUCUGCCCCUUGCGUCGCACUCUUUUCUUCCUCUCCCAACAACACAGUAAUUCCAGUUGCCCUACCGAAGCUCUACACUUCCGUCGAUCCGACCGUCCAUCAACGCUCAACACCGUCAACAUGCCUUUUACCGCAUCCGAUAUCUGCAAGAUCAUCCUCGCCAUCAUCCUCCCUCCUCUAGGUGUCUUUCUCGAGCGAGGAUGCAACGCUGAUUUCUUCAUCAACAUCCUGCUCACCAUCUUGGGUUACAUUCCGGGUAUCAUCCACGCUCUCUACAUCAUUCUGAAGUAUUGAGCGAGGGCUCAAAAUGAUCUCCCCUACUAUACCACCGACUACCACCCCAGCCCGCGAGGACCGACCCAACCUCGUUUCCAAAGCUUGAUAUCCCACCCCCGCCUUUUGAUUCCCCAAACAUGCUACAGCAGACCUCGAUCAGUGCGUCCAUCAACGUCUCCACACACGCAUGAAAUUGAUCAAGAAUCCGACAGAAGUUGGAUCAUGCGAGACUCAGAACGACCAGUGAUGCGAAUGGACUGGUGUAACAUGGUCAAACCCAUAACUCGUUUGCUGGACGGAUAGGCACAGAACCGUUCAACUUCGGCGCACAUAGGACACGGGCUGGAGCACGUGGGCUUGGAUGUGUAAACACCUUAAUAGCAGCAUAAUGAGACACUGUUUUUACUAA